Messenger RNA from Girardinichthys multiradiatus, 3248 nucleotides. Its product is annotated as gastrula zinc finger protein XlCGF57.1-like. Gene Ontology annotation, biological process: regulation of immune system process; negative regulation of transcription by RNA polymerase II; regulation of cytokine production. Lineage: Eukaryota; Metazoa; Chordata; Actinopteri; Cyprinodontiformes; Goodeidae. The coding region runs from base 112 to 1980 and encodes 622 amino acids. The transcript is spliced from 2 exons. The record is from RefSeq and is a predicted model, not a curated record.
CUCUCAGGACCUCGAACGUCAUCACAUACGUCAUCAACACGAGACUCGAGGCGCGCUUCACAGAAAUCUUCCUGGAUUUUCCUCGACCCACUGGACACAUCAGUAGUAAAAAUGUCUCCAGUUCAGCCCCAGAGAGAGACGAUCGACGAGCAGUUAACUCCUGCUGAAGAAACAUUCACUGAGUUUAAAGGAAUCAUCGUCAAGACCGAGGAAGAGCUCGAUGGUCAGCGCAGACUGCUGGAUUUCAGCCGGAUUCCCCUGAUCAUUUUACACAGAAUAGAUUUCUCUCAAUAUUAUGUAUGUAAAGAGGAGGGGGUUCCCACUGAGCUCAGCAACCAGGAGGGGAACUCCACUUUAAAUCAAGAGGGAUCAGAACCCCUGCAGAUCAAACAGGAGCAAGAGGAACUGGAACAUCAACAGUUCAAAGAGGAAGAUGAGGAACUCUGCAUCAGUCAGGAUAAAGAGCAGCUUGUGCCAAAACAGGAGACUGAUGACAUUUUGGUGAUUCCUUCUAAUGUGCAAAUAACCCACAAUGAAAAAGAACCAAACUGGAACCAAAUCAUCUUUCAGGCCUCUCCUGAAGUUGACAACCAAGAUCAAGACCCUGGAGAAAACAGAGAUGAAGAGCAGAAACAAAAUGAUAGAUGCCAGAAAACCAAACAGCAGAAAGGAUCUGCUGACAGUAUGACACAAAAUAUGCACAGGAAAACUCACCCAGACCAAAGUAUAUAUUCCUGUACAAUUUGUGACAAAAUCUUUUUUACAAACUGUCACUUGACUAGACACAUGAGAUCUCACACAGGUGAAAUGCAUUUCACAUGUACGAAGUGUGGAAAAGGUUACACUGAAAGAAGUAGUUUAACUUAUCAUAUGAGAACCCACACAGGUGAGAAGCCUUUCUUGUGUGUGACAUGUAAAAAAAGGUUUACUCGUCGAAGCAGUUUAACUAGUCAUGUGAGAGGUCACACAGACGAGAAGCCUUUCUCAUGUGUGACGUGUAAAACAAGUUUCAGGAGAAGGUCUGAUUUAACAUGUCACAUGAGAACUCACACAGGUGAGAAGCCUUUCUCAUGUGUGACAUGUAAAAAAACUUUCAGGAACCGAUCUGUUUUAACAUGUCACAUGAGAACUCACACAGGUGAGAAGCCUUUCUCAUGUGUGACCUGUAAAAAAUCCUUCAGAAACAGUUCUCAUUUGGCCCGUCACAUGAGAACUCACACAGGUGAAAGGCCGUUUAGGUGUGUUAUUUGUGAAAAACGUUUCAGAGAUAAAAUCGUUUUAACUAUUCACAUGAGAAUUCACACGGGUGAGCUGCCUUUCUCAUGUACAAUCUGUGAAAAAAGGUUCACCAGUCAAAGCAGUUUAACUAGUCACAUGAGAAGUCACACAGGUAAGAAGCCUUUCUCAUGUAUUACUUGUGAAAAAAGGUUCUCCAGUAGAGGCAAUUUAACUUGUCACAUGAGAACUCACACAGGUGAGACGCCUUUCUCAUGUACAAUCUGUGAAAAAAGGUUUACUCGUCGAAGCAGUUUAACUAGUCACGAGAGAACUCACACAGGUGAGAAGCCUUUCUCAUGUACGAUCUGUGAAAAACGGUUCACGUAUAGGGGGGGUUUAAUUUAUCACAUGAGAAAUCACACAGGUGAAAGUUCUUUUAGGUGUGUUAUUUGUGAAAAAAGUUUCAGUGGUAAAAGCGUUUUAACUAUUCACAUGAGAGUCCACACAGGUGAGAAGCCUUUCUCAUGUACAAUCUGUGAAAAAAGGUUUACUCGUCGAAGCAGUUUAACUACUCACAUGAGAAUUCACACAGGUGAGAAGCCUUUCUCUUGUAUAACUUGUGGAAAAGGUUUCAGUAAGAAAAACCUUUUAACUAUUCACAUCAGAAUUCACACAGGCGAGCAGCCUUUCCCAUGUACGACCUGUGAAAAAAGGUUCACCAGUAGAGGCAAUUUGACUCGUCAUGAGAAGUCACACAGGUGAGCAGCCUUUCUCAUGUAUUACUUGUGAAAAACGUUUCAGUAACAAAACCUUUUAGCUAUUCACAUGAGAACUCACACAGAUGAGAAGCCUUUCUCAUGUACGACUUGUGAAAAAGGCUCACCAGUAGAGGCAAUUUAGUUUUUCACAUGAGAAGUCACACAGGUCCAGUGGCAUAAUGUGAACCUCUCAAGUCAUCAAGGUGCUCUGUAACUUACUGUUUAGAAGACAGAGUAAUUACAGCUGGAUCACAUUUUUAAAAUCAAGCAGCUUGGUUAAAAAUGCAUUUCAAAUAAGAUUUCUUACUGAAAUACUAAAACAUUUACCUUCAUUCUGACAGUUUAAACUCCAAAUUUGAAAGGGAUUAUUUUUAGGUGAGAUAUUUACUUAUAAGUGCCUUAAUUAAAAAGUUGUUAGUGGAUGUUUUUUUUCAAGUAAGAUAUUUAUUCAUAGUUACUCCUUUUCCACCACCUCAGUUUGGAGCCUGUUCUGGUUCCUGAAUGUCAUUUUGAGCAGGUGAUGCGAGUUUCCACAAACAAAAGGGCUACCAGAGCACGACCAUUACGGUUCUUCUGUGCAAUCCGUAAUGUCACCUAUAGGCGGGUCAAAACUGCGGACAAUAGAAGCAACAAAUGCGGCGAUGACAACAAAGGACGUCCUGUAUGAAUAUUCUUUAUAUGUUUGCAAAAACCUGCUAAACACACAUUGUAUAACUACUAGUUUCCAUUACACUCACAGAUGCUGAACAUAUGCAAAUGAAAACAUUGUACAUACCAUUUUUGCACCGAGUCGGCGUCUCCUCUUUCGUAUUAAGAGUAAGUUAUGGAUGCUCUCGUUUUGCAUUAAAAGGAAUAUUGUGUGCAGCUUGGCAAGCUCCAUUAUCUCGCUACCCCGCUUCCCUCACAUGUAACGCUCACUGUUAAUGACUUGUUCUUUGGUCCCAAAACUGGUGGAAAGGCGCGUUUGUGCUUAACAAAACACCAAAGGUUGAAAGCACGCGAACCGAACUGGUUCAAGAGUUCCUUUGGUGGAAAAACACUAAGUGGGUCUUAAUGAAACAAUGGGUUAACAUGCUUUCAGAUUUAGACUGCAGCGAUUUUUAGAGCUUUCAGAGUCUUUCUGUAUGUGUCUAUCUUUUCUUAUACCUUAUACUGUGUUUUUGUUCAAUUAAUAAUUUUGGUUAGUGGUUACAUGUUAGAGGUGAAUGUAUGGGCUGGUAAGCUACAAAUGAAUUGUCCAUUGGCAUUAAUAAAGUUUUUAUCUAAAUAUCA